UUUGCUGUGUCAGUCCCAGCUGAGGACCAGGGUUGGACGGGUUGUGCGCUCUGCAAUAAAGCGGCUCUGGUGGAUUUCUGACAGCGGGGAUAUGAAGGUACCACAGCUGGUUGGGAGACAUUCGUGGGAAUUCUUCAUGUUGAAUGUGUAGAGAACCGCAGUGGUCCUUGAACUGAUCGGAACUGUCAAGUUCUGACCAAACUGGUGGAGUUCGUGCGCUUCUUGAUAGAAAGAAAGCUCUUUUUAUUCUGAACUGAUAAUGAACAUGUUCUAGUAGUGGAACAAAUCCGUUUGUGACAUAUUUGAGGUUGUGAUCCGUGGAUUUGUGUGUGUGUGCGCUCUCUGGAGAGACUGAGCGGCUCUUGUCCCGGUUCAACAGCGCCGGUUCGGCGGGACGGGCUGGAGCCUGUGCGCUCAGAGAGAGAGAGAGAGAGAGAGAGGGAGGAAGAGAGACACACGUUCAUAAAGCAGUGCGUAAAAAUAACAUUGGCUAAGACGCGCUCCAUUCCGCGGGCGCGCUGACAUUUCAAACGACAGUUUGGGUGCCACCCGGCAACAAAACCCGAGGAGCGCGUAGACACUCUGCCAUCCCUUCCGAGAGCAGGCGUUGCCAUGGUGACCCGCCGACAGAACUAGUGAAGGGGAAAGUAGCUGGAAAAAAAGGAAUCAACGGCAGAUGAGAACAACACUUCAGUAGUUCGGAUUCGGUUGUUUUUGGGGCGUUCUGAAGGGCAGUUGGCACGGCGCACCCGAGUGUUUCAUCAUCUGAAGGGUCAGAAAAGUUUCCAAUAGUACCCCCCCCAAAAAAAAACUCUCGUCCCAUGUCAUUCCGGUCCACGCGUUCGUCUAUUAAAAGUAUCUCGCUCGUGCUGUCGCUUGGACUAUUUAUGCACGGGUGCGUGCGGGCGCAGUGACGGCCAACUCCACUCCAUAGACAGACAGAACACGAGUCAUGGGCAUCUCCCACGCGCUACUGCUCAUCCUGUGCGCGCUCCUUAGCGUGCACGGCACCGCGGCCCAGCCCAACCUACGCCUGAGGCCAUCCCCCAGCGAGCAUCUACCAGUGCCUGACAUCAAAGAGGACCCCGACCCGGAGUACGACCCGCGCGAGCAAGACCUCACGGAGAGGACGCUGCGCAAAAAGCUGGGCAGCCACUUUGACCCCAACUUCAUGUCCAUCCACCUGCCCAUCCAGCUGAACGCCAGCGCGCCGCCGGACGUGCCGGGGCCGCGCUCACCGAUGCCCGUCGAGCUCAAGAAGCUCGACCUGACGGAGACGCCGUACGGGAGGCGCGUCAAGGUGGGCAAAAAGGCGCGCCGGAAGUUCCUGCAGUGGUUGUGGACGCACACGCACUGUCCCGUGCUCUACACCUGGAAGGACCUGGGCGUGCGUUUCUGGCCGCGCUACAUCAAGGAGGGGAACUGCUUCAGCGAGCGCUCGUGCUCCUUUCCCGAGGGCAUGUUCUGCAAACCGGUCAGGUCCAUGACAAAGACGUUACUCCGGUGGUACUGUCAGGGCUUCCUUCGGCAGAAGUACUGCACGUGGAUACCGGUGCAGUAUCCCAUCAUCUCCGAGUGCAAGUGUUCGUGCUGAGCGGUGAGGGUGCGCGCGCGCGUGUGUGUGUGUUUGAGAGAGCGCGCAUGUGAGAGUGUCCAUGGACUGGACGCACUUGGACUGAGAGAGUAUAUGAAUUAUGAAUUAUUGCACUGUUUACCCACGGACAGGGAUGUGGCGCCACAUAGCGAAUCUAUUUUUUUAUAUAUAGCUUUUUAAUUCGAAUAUCAAACAUAUGUACAUAUUUAAGUGAAAAAAAGAAGAAUGCAGCUAUUUUUGUUAAAGGAACAGGACCAUAUUCUCAAGUGGAGCACUUCAGCCGGAAGAGCCCGUGGUUAUUUUUAUGAAAGUAUUGCAUUUAUGGAAAAAGGAAGAACUUCUCCAAGAAGUUUCAUUUUCCUCAUUCAAACUGUUCAAGUGACUGAAAAACUGAUACACUACAAUGAUGCCUAGAGGUUUGGUACAAAUAUUAAUAUCAAUAAUUGAGAUUUUUAAGGGCUGAGGACAAAACUAUUCAUGUGAACUUAGCUUUUUUGAAAUCAUAUAGUAUUUUAGUAAAAAUGUGUAAGGUUUAUUUAUUGUUUUAACGGUUGUGAGUAUAGAUAAAGAGAAGAUAAUAGAAUAUACCAGAAAUUUUACUUGAAAAUGUCUAAAAAUGAUUUUAAGAGAUUAAUAAUAAUAAUGUCCAUGUAAAUGUCAUGGUUUUAGCAAUAAAAUCUG
This is a messenger RNA of Triplophysa dalaica, 2275 nucleotides long. It is a transcript of the gene nog2, whose product is annotated as noggin 2. Gene Ontology annotation, biological process: osteoblast differentiation; negative regulation of cell differentiation; dorsal/ventral pattern formation. The record is from RefSeq and is a predicted model, not a curated record. The transcript has a single exon. NCBI's taxonomy places the organism in Eukaryota, Metazoa, Chordata, Actinopteri, Cypriniformes, Nemacheilidae. Bases 953 to 1594 code for a protein of 213 amino acids.